Molecule: messenger RNA, 1050 nt
Organism: Diospyros lotus (date-plum)
Lineage: Eukaryota; Viridiplantae; Streptophyta; Magnoliopsida; Ericales; Ebenaceae
Exons: 2
Coding region: 1-1050 (349 amino acids)
Source: RefSeq, a predicted model, not a curated record
AUGCCAGUGGAGGUUCCUCAGUCAGUACAGGGCACUGAGGCGGCAGCUCGCUCCUCCGUGCCACAUCGCCACGGUCUUCCAAAGGUCGAGCGAGUCCCUCAAGGACUACAUCGCCAGGUUCCGGCGCAGGUGAGUAACGUCGAAAGUCCCUUUGAUGAAAUUAUCUUGACGGCCAUCUCGGCAGGCCUCCAGAAAGACGGGAAGCUCUAUGAGAGCAUCUACAAAUCCCCCGUUAUAGAUCUGAGAGAGUUCUAUGAGCGAGCUGCAAAGGAGAUCCGAUGGGAAGAGGCAUUCGGUUCGAAGAAGCCCGCCGGACAUAGGGAAGAAGCCGGAAGCUCUAGCCGAGAUAGGAAAAGAAACGACGGGGGAAAUGGAAGGGACAACCAUGAUGAGCGGUCCAGCAAUCAGGUAGCCAAGCGAGCUCGACGGGAAGAGAGAGAGGAGCGACCUCCAAGGCAGGGUCGUUUCAAUAACUACGUGGCCCUAUCGGAUUCUCAAGAGAGGAUUUUUGCUAUGGAAAAGAGGAGAGAAGAUUUCGGGAGGCCGAACCAGAUAAAAACUCCCAAUAAGUUCAGAAACCAGGAGAAGUUUUGUGAGUACCACAACGAGGUGGGGCACAACACCUCCGAAUGCUACGCCCUGAAAGAUGCAUUUGAAGAACUGAUUCGAAGGGGCCGGCUGCGAGAUUACGUGGUGCAACCUGCAAACCAGCCACUCCAGCAGACGAAUCAACAACGACCUCCCCCCGAGGAAGAGCAUGCGCUUGCGGUUCGAACGAUCUACACAAUCCACGGUGACCUCACCUCGCAAGCACAUCGAACAGGAUCUAUUGAGCAGAUAGGACCAUCUAAGCGAGCUAAGGUGGCAAUGAAAGAAAUCACCUUAUCCGAAGAUGAUGCCAGGGACAUAUACUGGCCGCACAAUGACACCCUUGUCAUUCGUGCUCACAUCGGCAACAUGGAGGUACGAAGAAUAAUGGUGGACACUGGCAGCUCGGUGAACGUGAUGUAUAGGGCCUGUUUCGACCAGAUGGGACUAGGGCCCGAGUAA